AUGCGCCUCAUCUCGAGCCUGACCACACUGAGCCUCAUCUCCCGUGGCGUAAUCCUCAUCUCCUCAAUCAUAACAAUCGGCAUCAACGCAAAGCUCCUCACAAACACAACAUGGGCCAACGACCUGCUCAUCUACACCAUUGUUAUCUCAUCGCUCAGCGUCCUUGCGUGCCUUGUCCCACCCCGUCCGAACUUUCUGUACGAUGCGUUCUGGGCCCUGGCGACUGCGCUGUGUCCGGGUUUUGCACUCUCCAUUCAGUUUACCGACUCGCCCUGCUAUGGAUUUCGACCGGCUGACCAGAGUAAAGUGAGUUGCGCUACGUAUAAAGCCGGGACGGCGUUUGUGUUUUUGAUGGCGUUGGGGUGGGGGUGUAGUGCGUUUUUGGGCCUACUUCAGAUCAUGGGCGUUGUCUUCAACGUAGGAAAGAAUGCUAGACAGUCCGUGGCCGUCGAGUCGAAUCAAGAACCCAUGCAAGUUCCGCCGAAGGGCGAGGGAGAAGUUCGUAAGAAGAAUGAAAGCGCAGUACAGCCGGUAGAGAAGCAAAAGCAGGUGAGCGAGAAGAAGCAGAGAUCAAAAAUAAAUAUCAUCUACGCCAUCCCAGCAUUCGCAACCUACCUCCUCAACAAGAUCCCAGUCCCACCUUUACAGCUCUCCCUGAUGGCUCCCACAAACAACAGCAUCCAAUUCUCCGCAUUCACCGAGAUCAGAGUCCCCGAAGGCCUGAAAAUCCAACUCGACUCGACGCACGUAGAGGUUUUUCGUCCUCGGCCCGACACUGACGACCAGGUCCCACCUGCACUUGCACGAGUUGAGCUUCCAAAGCAGAGGUUCAAAGGCAAGCAAAGAGUGACUUUCACGAACCAGACAAUGCAGCUCGGAGACGUAGAUGAGUUCGCGAGGUUAAUCGAGGACGCCGCCUACAAUCCGAUGAUGAGAGUUGCGAUGCGUGCAAAGACCAAAGCUCGCAUGGCCGGGUUGAAAAGCAGCCUUGAUAUCGUGAAGGAGGUGGCAUUCCCUGGCUUCAACAACUUCCAAGCUCUCCAGGUCCGCAAUUUCAGCAUCGGAGAACGCGACGAGCAGGGGAAUAACAUCUACGUCGAGCUCGUCAUUGCCAAUCCCACCCCGGCGAGCAUGACACUGGGCGACGUAACCCUCUCCAUCCUCGCCGCAAACAACAUCAUCGGCUCCGCAACAACGAGCAUCAACAACCUCACGCCUGGAAGCAACAGCCUGCGCAUCCGCGCCGCUCUCAACGGCACCGCGCUGGAGCGUGACAUUGGCGAUAUCGUCAAGGAGCAGAUACCGUACUUGCGAGAGGGGAAUAUCAAGCUUACUGCGUCUGGGCAGUCGGUCGUCUAUGAGGAUCAGCAUCUGGAGUACUGGGAGAGAGCGUUCCAGGCUAUUAGGAUUAGCGUCACGAAGCCGGUGUGGGAACUUGUGGAGAUGGCGCUUAGUAGCCUUAACGGUAACGAGGAGGAUGGAGGCCGUGGGCUUGAGAUCCCGGGGGUUGGGCAGGGUGGUAGAAGGGCUGUUGAGGGGUUGGUGGACAGGAUUCUGGGUGACGCGAGCAAUGUACGUGAGGAUCAGGAGGAUGGCUUUGCAGAGGAGCUAGGGGUGAAGGUGCUUGGAUUGCUGGGUGCUUUGGGUAUUGUGUAA
Aspergillus mulundensis is the source of this 1656-nucleotide messenger RNA. RefSeq lists its product as uncharacterized. Bases 1 to 1656 code for a protein of 551 amino acids. The record is from RefSeq and is a predicted model, not a curated record. NCBI's taxonomy places the organism in Eukaryota, Fungi, Ascomycota, Eurotiomycetes, Eurotiales, Aspergillaceae. The transcript is spliced from 5 exons. Gene Ontology annotation, cellular component: fungal-type vacuole membrane.